This is a messenger RNA of Amblyraja radiata (thorny skate), 1223 nucleotides long. RefSeq names its product PTTG1 regulator of sister chromatid separation, securin (gene pttg1). Gene Ontology annotation, cellular component: nucleus; cytoplasm. The record is from RefSeq and is a predicted model, not a curated record. The transcript is spliced from 6 exons. Gene Ontology annotation, biological process: homologous chromosome segregation; chromosome organization. Bases 200 to 817 code for a protein of 205 amino acids. NCBI's taxonomy places the organism in Eukaryota, Metazoa, Chordata, Chondrichthyes, Rajiformes, Rajidae.
AAUCGGCGCGGGCGGCCGUUGUUGUGGAUCGUUGGGGACGGACCGGAGCCGCUGACUAGGUCAUAUCGCAGGUCUCAGUGUUUCAUUUUUGGACUCUUUCUGAGCGUGCCGCCUUACUUUCGACGACAGGGUGUUUAUUAAUCUGGUGUGUUCUGCUCCGUGAAGUUCGAGGAAUAAUUAAAUUGAUCUGUAAUUGAAAAUGGCAGUGAGAAUAUUUGUGGAAAAAGAAAAUGAACUCUUGUGUACCCGUACAAAAAAACACCUACUUUCCUCUUCUACAGCUGAAACAUCUCUACUGCAGACUCCCAAAGCUGGAAAAAAUUUAAUGACACCUCGCUUACAACAGUCUGCAAGAAAAGCACUGGGGGAUGUGAACUGUAUUUUGCGUACAGGCGCCAAGACUGAUCAUCCUCAGAAAAAGGGAAGAGAAAAAGUCCAUAAAACAAACAGUAAUGUGCAAACUUUAAAAAAUAAGCCCACAGAAAAAAUGUCAAUAUCAGACCCACCAAAAUGCCAUUCUGAGAAACUAGAUGACUGUCCUGAAAUUGAGACUUUAAUUCCAUUUGAUCCUUUUGACUUUGAAGACUUUAAUAUACCAGAAGAACAUCGGAUUAGUCACAACUGCCUGGCAGGCUUGUCACUCUUCUUUCUUGAGAAGGAAGGAGCUUUAAUGGAGAAAGUGCUAAAUAAAGUCCAUUCACCUAUGAAAUGGCCUUCUCUUCCAAAAUUAUCAGGUUUGGAUCUUGAGAAUAUUGACGACUUGGCAGACCUGAAUGAAUUUGAUAUUGAAUUGCCAUCAAUGGAAUAUGACUUCUGAAGACUAAUAUCUGAAUCUUCUUGUUUAUUUUAAUUUAAUUUGUAGUGUUUGUUGUGUACAUAUUGGAUCUGUGUGUACUUUGCAGAUUGAUCCUGAACACUUUCAUUGUUCCUUGUGCAAUGUAUUCUACAACUCUUAAUAAAGCUUAUUGUAGAGUAGCAUUUGCUUUUUGUUGCUUUCAAUCUAAAUGGUAAAAAGUCCAAUUUUCUUUCAUCGUUUUAAAUUUACUGCUUAAUGUUACUAUUUAAAUUCAUUUUGGAAUUUUGUCUACAAUGGUAUUUUUGUUGAUAAACAUUUCAUCCAGUUCUAAAAUAUUAAUUGUUUCUUUCUGUAGUUGAGUGCUUCCAGCAUUGAUUAAAAAAUUCCCAAGCCCCUCUCCCCAAAAUAAACUUGAUCAUGAAAUCAA